AUGGGAUUGAAUUAAAGAAGAGUUGUUCUAGUAGGAUCACUUAAAUUUAAAAGUGAAGAAUUCUAUUUCAGUACCAAAAAUUGGAUUGCUUAUCCUAAUUUUUACUCCAUGAUAAAAUUCUCUUAAGCUAUCAGUUCCUUCUAAAAAAUGAAGGGAAAGAAAGUGUAGAUCUAAAUGGAUGAGAAUACUGGUAGUUGGAACUUUUUCUGA
This is a messenger RNA of Paramecium tetraurelia, 210 nucleotides long. RefSeq lists its product as uncharacterized. Lineage: Eukaryota; Ciliophora; Oligohymenophorea; Peniculida; Parameciidae. The transcript has a single exon. The record is from RefSeq and is a predicted model, not a curated record.